This is a messenger RNA of Fusarium redolens, 11820 nucleotides long. RefSeq lists its product as uncharacterized. The transcript has 10 exons. Gene Ontology annotation, biological process: fatty acid biosynthetic process; secondary metabolite biosynthetic process. Gene Ontology annotation, molecular function: 3-oxoacyl-[acyl-carrier-protein] synthase activity; phosphopantetheine binding; fatty acid synthase activity. The record is from RefSeq and is a predicted model, not a curated record. Bases 1 to 11820 code for a protein of 3939 amino acids. NCBI's taxonomy places the organism in Eukaryota, Fungi, Ascomycota, Sordariomycetes, Hypocreales, Nectriaceae.
AUGUCUGACAACGAGCCAAUUGCCGUCAUCGGCAGCGCAUGCCGCUUCCCGGGAGAUUCCUCCUCCCCCUCCAAACUCUGGGAUCUCCUCAAAGCCCCCCGCGACCUACUGACCAAAGUCCCCUCCAACCGCUACAACGCCGAUGCAUUCUACCACGCUGACUCCAAGCACCACGGCACCACCAACGUGCGCCACUCGUACUUCCUCAACGAGGACCCCGCCAGCUUCGACAACAACUUCUUCAAUAUCCAGCCCGGUGAGGCUGAAGCUAUUGAUCCCCAGCAGAGACUGCUGAUGGAAGUUGUGUAUCAGGGCCUUUGCGCUUCUGGACAGACUAUUGAGGGGCUUCGUGGGUCGCCUACUGCUGUUUAUGUUGGUGUUAUGUGUGAUGAUUGGAGUGGUAUCAUCACCCGUGAUUUGGAGGUGUUUCCGCAGUAUGGCGCUACGGGUAUGGCGAGGAGUAUUAUGUCGAAUCGUAUUUCGUACUUUUUCGAUUGGCAUGGGCCGUCUAUGACGAUUGAUACUGCUUGUUCGUCGAGUUUGGUUGCUGUUCAUCAAGCUAUUCAGACGUUGAGAAGUGGAGAGUCUGAAGUUGCUAUUGCGGCUGGAGCGAAUCUGAUCCUCACCCCAGGUAUGUAUGUCGCUGAGAGCAAGCUGUCUAUGCUUUCCCCAUCAGGUAGGUCCAAAAUGUGGGAUCAAGACGUAAACGGCUACGCCCGAGGCGAAGGCAUCGCUGCCAUCGUCCUAAAGCCCCUCAGCGCCGCAAUUCGCGACAACGACCACAUAGACUGCAUCAUACGCGCCACAGGCGUCAACCAAGACGGUCGCACCCCGGGUCUCACCAUGCCCAGCGCCACAGCCCAAGCAGACCUCAUCCGCAGCACAUACGCCCGCGCCGGUCUCGACAUCAACAAGCCCGAAGACCGCCCUCAAUUCUUCCACGCCCACGGUACAGGAACACCUGCUGGUGAUCCCCGUGAAGCUGAAGCUAUCUAUCGUGCGUUUUACUCAGACGUUAAGGAUGAUAAGCUUUAUGUUGGGUCGAUCAAGACUGUGCUGGGUCAUACGGAGGGUACGGCUGGUCUUGCGAGUUUGAUCGGAACGGCGCUUGCGAUUCAAAAUAAGACUAUUCCCCCGAAUAUGCAUUUUAAUGUUUUGAAUCCCAAGAUCAAGCCGUUUUAUGACAACUUGGAGGUUCCGACUCAAGCUAUUGCUUGGCCUGAGACACAAAAGGGACAACCUCGACGGGCUAGUAUUAACAGCUUUGGUUUUGGCGGUACUAAUGCUCAUGCCAUCAUCGAGGCCUACGAGCCCAGCACUACGGACAGUGCCCCUGGUCAACUGUUCAGCCCGUUGACCUUUUCUGCAUCAUCUGAGUCCUCUCUCCGAUCUCUGCUCUCCUCUUACUCAGAGUAUCUCAAGUCCAACCCAGAGCUAUCACUGAAAGACCUCGCAUACACUCUGCAAACAAGGCGCUCGACUCUCGCCUACCGCGUAGCCAUCACUGUCUCAGACGUCGAGGAUGUUUACACCCAGCUCGACGCGAUCGAAAACGGUGAGCAAGCCAGCACAAUCAGUGUGCGCCAGGUCAGCAAGGCUUCUCCCAAGAUCAUGGGUGUCUUUACUGGUCAAGGAGCUCAAUGGCCACGCAUGGGUGCUAGACUUCUCGAGGAGUCUGCCUUCGCGUCAAAGCGACUGUCUGAACUUGAUGAGGCACUGUCGAGUCUUCUUACUGAGGACCGUCCAUCUUGGACUCUUCGGGAGAUGAUUCUUGCAGACGCCAAGUCCUCGAGAAUUGCAGAGGCAGCUAUUUCUCAGCCUCUGUGCACGGCUGUCCAGGUUGUCUUGGUUGACCUGCUUCGACAGGCUGGUGUUGAACUCUCCGGUGUUGUCGGUCAUUCUUCUGGCGAGAUUGGAGCUGCUUACGCGGCUGGUCUUCUCACAGCACGAGACGCCAUCCGAGUCGCUUACUACAGAGGCCUCUACGCCAAGCUCGCUCAAUCCCCUAACGGUCGCAAGGGCGCUAUGAUGGCUGUUGGAACUACCUUCGACGACGCAUCAGAGUUUUGUGAACUCGACGCUUUCCAGGGUAGAAUCCAAGUUGCCGCCAGAAACUCCUCCUCAAGCAUCACUCUCUCCGGCGAUGAAGAUGCUAUCGUCGAGGCCAUUGAGACCUUCAAGGACGAGGGCAAGUUUGCUCGUCAAUUGAAGGUCGACACAGCUUACCACUCCUCUCACGUCCUUCCAUGCGCCAAGCCAUACCUCGAGGCCAUGGAGAAGUGUCAGAUUGAGAGCGCCAGUCCUACCGCGACCAAGUGGUACUCCAGUGUUCAUGAUGGCCAGGUCAUGACAGCUGAGCUACUUACUCCUCAGUAUUGGGUCGACAACAUGACCAGCGCAGUCUUGUUCUCUCCUGCUGUUGAGCAUGCUUGGCAAGAAGGUGGCCCUUACGAUCUGGUCAUCGAAGUUGGUCCUCAUCCAGUACUCAAGACUCCCUGCCUUGACACUCUGGAAGACAUGAUCGGAGACCGUCCUCCUUACUCCGGUGUCCUGGGUCGCGGCAAGGAUGACAUUCAGCAGUUCUCCAACGGUCUUGGCUUCAUCUGGACUCAACUCGGCGCCGGAUCAGUUACUUUCGAGCGCUUCGAGAAGGUCGCAUCCGACUCCAAGACCGUUCCAUCUUUCAUCCAUGACCUUCCCAAUUAUCCCUUUGACCACGCAAGACAGUUCAUGUCGAUGUCGAGGGUAUCAGGUUGGUAUAACAGCAUGCAGGAAGCUCCCCAUCCCAUUCUGGGAAGAAGAUGCCAUGAUCGCGAGACAUCGCAGACAGUUCAGUGGCGCAACGUGCUGAACCCCAAGGAGAUUCCUUGGCUGCAUGGUCAUCAGAUCCAGGGACAGAUUAUCUUCCCUGCCACUGGGUAUAUCUCUAUGGCUGUUGAGGCUGUGAACAUCAUCUCAGAGUCAAAUCUCGGCCUUGUUACUAUUGAGGAUCUUCGCAUCGGCCGAGCUCUUGCUUUCAGCGAUGAUGACUCGAGCGUUGAGUCGAUGUUUGAUCUACGAAUCAUCAGCCGUUCUGACAAGGAGAUUGAGGCUGAGUUCUCAUGCUACUCUGGUCUUCCCCAGAAUCACACGACAAGCAUGGUGUUGAACGCAACUGCUCGCGUCAAAGCUUCUCUCUCUGCACCAACCCCUCACGAACUCCCGAACAUUAAAGUCGAUGACUUCAACCUUCGUGAGGUCGAAGUCGACAGAUUCUACGACUUCCUCGGUCGUCUCGGAUACAAUUACUCCUGGCCCUUCCACGGCACCACCAGCAUCCGCCGCAAGGCGAACUUUGCCACGGGUACUCUCGAGGAUCAGUCUGGUUCAGAGUGGGAGGAUCAACUCCUCGUUCAUCCUGGCAUGCUGGAUACCUCUCUCCAGACGACUUUCGCCGCGUUCUGCUGUCCAGGUGAUGAGCGCAUGUGGGCUCUUCACUUGCCUACGAGCUUCCGCUCUAUCGUGAUCAAUCCCUACUUCACCUCCGCUGGUAUCGGAAAGCAGAAGAGCUUCCAGUACCAAUCUGUCGCUAUUGAGGAGAGGAAGGCUUCCAAGGUCAUCGUUGAGCUGAAUUUGCUCUCUGAAGAGACUGGCGAUACAUUCCUUCAGAUUGAGGGAAUGGAGCUUGUUCCUUUCUCGCCCGCUACUCCGGAGAACGACGCUGUUUUGUUCUCUCGCUUUGACUAUAGGCUUGCCAACCCAGAUGGUGAGCUUACGGCUGCUGAGUAUUCCUUCAGAGACGAGGAUUACAAGAUGGCUCUUGACUCUGAGCGAAUUGCGUUCUACUACCUUCGUCGUCUGGUCGAGACUAUCACGCCUGAGGAGAAGGCUAACACGCUUCCUCACUACCGACAUCUUGUGGAGUGGGCAGCACACGUUGUCCCUCAGGUAAUCAACGGGCGCAAUCCUCAUAUCCCCUCCAAUGCUCAGAAGGAUACCCAUGAAGACAUUCAAAACAUCUUGAAGAAGCACUAUGAACGUGUUGAUGUCCGUCUUCUCGAAUCAGUCGGCGAGAACCUACCUCAGGUCAUUCGCGACAGCGGCAACAUCCUUGAGCACAUGACAAAGGAUGGUAUGCUCGACGAUGUUUACGAGGAAGGCUUCGGUCUUGAUCUUGUGAACAAGUACAUCGCGCACAUGACAGCUCAGAUCGCACAUCGCUAUCCUCGCAUGAACAUUCUCGAAAUCGGUGCCGGAACUGGUGGUUCAACCCGAGAAAUCCUCCCCCGUCUCGGCUCAGCCUUCUCAACCUACACCUACACCGACGUCUCGGGUGGUUUCUUCGACACAGCCCAAGACCGCUUCAAAGACUUCGCCGACCGCAUGAUCUUCAAGACCUUCGACAUGAACAUCAGUCCCGGCUCCCAAGGCUUCACCGAAGGGACAUACGAUCUCGUCAUCGCCUCCAACGUCCUCCACGCAACCCUCGAGCUAGAGGACAUGAUGAAGCAUGUUAGAAGUUUCCUCAAGCCCGGUGGUUUCCUCAUCAUUCUUGAGACUGUUAACAACGACUGUUUACGAGUUGGACUACCUAUGGGUAGUCUUCCUGGUUGGUGGCUCGGUGCAGAACAUGGUCGACGAUGGGGUCCCACGUUGACAUUGCCGCAGUGGGAUUCUUUGCUUUGGAAGUGUGGGUUUGGUGGUAUUGAUACUACUACGCCGCCUGUUCACAAGAUCCUCCCUGGGCAUGUCUUUUGUGCUCAGGCUCUUGAUGAGCGUGUUGAGAUUCUGCGAUCGCCUUUGAACCAUCUUACUAGUCUUCCUGAAACCAAGUCUACAAAGCUUGCUAUCGUUGGCGGAGAGACACUCAAGGUUCACAGGAUGUGCGAGCAAAUUUCUCGACGUCUCAAGCCAAAGUACACCAACAUCGCUCGCUUCAAUUCUAUCGAGGAGCUCAACACCAGCGGUCUUGCAGAAUCUUGCACUGUCUUGUCUCUCACGGAACUCGAUGAGCCGCUGUUUGCAAACAUGACGUCCGGCAAGCUGGAGGCUCUGAAGACCUUGUGGAAGCAGGGCGGCAGUAUCCUUUGGGUUACCUCCGGUGCCAGAGCUGAGAAUCCUCACUCUUACAUGACCACCGGAGUCGGUCGUUGCAUGCGCUUCGAGUACCCCAACAUCACCCUCCAAGCUCUCGACAUCAAGACCAUGUCCGACCGCACUCCAGAGCUCAUAGUGGACCAUCUUCUGAGACUGGAGCUAUUGGACAAGUGGUCCAAGGAGCUUCGCUCAGAGGAGUUGCUCUGGUCUCUGGAGCCUGAGAUCUACAUUGACGAUGACACCAGCAUCGUUCCACGACUGUAUCCUUAUGAGUCUGGAAAUGCGCGAUACAACGCUGAUCGUCGCAAUGUCAUCAAGGACGCGAACCUUGAGACUGACAAGGUUCUGUUUACUGAGAGUGAGGGCAAGUGGGAGGUUCAGCAUGCUUCGCCUCUUCAUAUUCCCCAAGAGUUGCCGUUCGCUGCUCAGAUGAAGACUAUUCGCAUCACGCAUUUCUCGCCUGCUACUGUCAAUAUUACUCCUGGCGUCAGUCUCACGGCUUGCGUUGGAGUUGACACCGCUUCCAAUGAGCGAGUUCUCGCUGUCACUCACAUUGCUGAGUCUCCUGUUUCUGUCCCAGCAGAUUGGUGCAUUCCUCUCGGAGAGCUUGACGCAGUUGAUACGCUAGCCAACGUUUCGGCUUUCCUUAUUGCAUCUAGCAUCCUCAAGCACGUGUCCACUGAGGAGACUCUUGUCGUUCAUGAUGCUCCUUCUCACCUUGCUUCCGCCAUAGAAGGUCACGCUAAGGAAUCAUCUGUCACUGUCUUCUUCACUACUUCCGAUAAGGCCAACACGAAAGGAUGGCAGUAUAUCGACAGCCACCUGCCUGAGCGAGUCAUCAAGGCAUCCAUCCCCAAGUCAGCCAGCAAGUUCAUCAGCCUAUCGCAGGAUGUCUAUGCGAAGGAAACUGACUGCGCAAUCUCUGCAUGCCUUCCUCGCUACUGUGAAACCAUCAACUCGGAGCGACUCUUCGAGUCAGGCAAGGAAAUCCGCCAGUCCGUGUCCAAGGAAGACGUCUCAAUUGUGUUCAACCGAGCCUUCUAUGAAGCCAAGUCGCAGUCAAGCACAGCAAUUGACGCGAGCUUGAUCUCCUUGAAGGACAUCUCUGGUGUCAGCGCAGCUGAAGUCCGGUUUGCUGUUGUUGACUGCACAGACUCUUCCAUCAAAGCCUCGAUCCACCCUAUUGAUGACGGAAGAAUUUUCCAAGCUGACAAGACAUUCCUUCUCAUCGGUCUAUCCGGUGAACUUGGUCAGUCUCUUUGCAAGUGGAUGGUAGAGCAAGGAGCUCGAAACAUUGUUCUUACCAGUCGUCGACCGAAUGUUUCUCAACAAUUCCUUGACGAAAUGGCGACUAUGGGUGCGACAGUCAAGGCUCUUCCGAUGGACGUCACUGAUCGUGACUCACUCUACGCAUGUGUCGAUACCAUCAAGAAGACCCUUCCUCCCAUCGCAGGUGUCGUCAACGGCGCCAUGGUUCUUCGAGACGCUCUCUUCGAGAACAUGCCCUACGACGAUUUCAUGAAGGUUCUUAGCCCCAAGGUCCUCGGCUCUCAGCUCCUUGAUGAGAUGUUCUACGACACUCCCCUCGACUUCUUCAUCUUCUUCUCAUCCACCACCGCCGUCAUGGGCAACAGUGGUCAGAGCAAUUACAUUGCAGGCAAUAUGUUCAUGAACGCCCUCGCAGCACAGCGCAAGAAGCGCGGUGUUGCCGCGUCAUCCAUCGACAUCAGUUCCAUUAUUGGUCUUGGCUAUGUCGAGAGAGCUGAGGAUCUAAGUGAGGAUACUUUUAUCAAGAUGGGUUACAAGCCUAUGUCGGAACAGGAUCUGCAGAAGCUGUUUGCUGAAGCUAUUGUUCUUGGAAGACCAGAGUGCGAUGAGGUUUGUGAGCUUGUGACCGGUGUUACACCUAUCUACACGGAUGCUCAGGCUAGUGACCAGUACUUGAAGGAUGUCAAGUUUGGUCACUUCCUUAUGGAGCGCUUGGAUACGCAGGCUUAUACUGGGAAGACAUCUACUGUGCCUGUUAGGGUACAGUUGGCUGAUGUCAAGACCAGGGCUGACGCAGUCGCUAUCAUCAAAGAUUCCUUCAUUGUUCGACUUCGACGUGUCUUGGCCGUUGGCCCUGACGAAGUCAUCAACGAAAAGGUCACCCUCGUUGAACAAGGUGUUGACUCCUUGAUGGCUGUUGAAGUCCGCUCAUGGUUCAUCAAAGAACUCGACGUCGACAUACCCGUCCUCAAGAUCCUCGGCGGAAUGUCCGUUCCCGACCUCGUCGAAGAAUCCCUCGAUCUCAUUUCCGACUCCAUCCUCGACGUAUCAUCCCUCGAAGCCGGCAGUGCACCAACCACUCAACCCCCAAAGCCCGCUCUCGAAACAACCCGCGUCAGUCCACCCGAAAGCUCCCACGGCACAAGCGACGAGAGCAAACCCCAGACUGGCUCCGACUCGUCCCGCUCACCAAUCGACACGCCCUUGACAUCGAUGGAGAACCAAGAACCUGCCAAGGUGGAAGACAUUGCUGACAGUACGGACAACUCCACUCCCCUAAAGACCUUUCCUAACGAGCUGUCCAGCAUCAUGUCCUACGGUCAAGCAGGAUUCUGGUUUCUAAACGAUUACCUGGUUAACAAGAAGGCGUUCAACAUGGCCGUCAUGUUGAAGCUCACUGGCCAGAUUCGGGUGCAGGCUUUGGAGAAAGCUGUGAAUCUUGUUGCGGAACGUCAUGAGAUUUUGAGGACGAGGUUCUUUUGGGGCGAUGAUGGCGAUGAGAGGACGCCUAUGCAGGGUAUCAACCCGCCAGAUCUGAAGUUGACGACGAAGAAGGUUGUUGAUGAAGGAGAAGCUGAGAUUGAGUUGAAGAAGCUUCAUGAUGAGGAUUGGGAUUUAAGUGGUGGUGAAGGAGUCAAGAUCACUUUACUGUCAUUAUCGGAUAAUGUCCAUUUUCUUUUGUUGGGUAUGCAUCACAUUUACAUCGACGGAUACAGCUUCAGCGUGUUCUUCAAGGACCUCGAAGUUGCUUACACGAAACAUUCACUCCCUUCCCUCCCUGUUGAGUCCCAGUAUCGCUCUUUUGCUCUUCAGCAACGACAGAUGUAUGAGAAUGGCGAUCUCACCAAGUCCAUUGAGUACUAUCGACGAAGCUUUCCCAAGGAGUUCACGCCUAUUGGACUUUUCCCCUUCGCUCUUACGCCUGCGAGACAAUUUGCGAACGACUAUUCUCAACAUGAAGCAAAGAUGAGUAUUGAACCAGAACUAGCUACCAAGGUUCGACAACUCGCACGCGUCAAUCGCUCUACUUCGUUCCAUGUUUAUCUCGCCGCCCUGGAACUUCUUCUCCUCACACUCCUCCCCAACGCAGAAGAAGUCUUCAUCGGUAUUGCUGACGCCAACCGUGGUGACAAGAAGUUCAUGGGUAGUCUCGGCUUCUUCUUGAACCUCCUCCCUCUGCGCUUUCAGCGAAAGAGACGAGGUACUCAGCUCAGUUCUAUCAUCCAGACUGCCCGUGACACAGCAUACAGUGCACUGCAGCACUCACAGUUGCCAUUCGAUGUUCUUCUUCGAGAGUUGAACGUUCCAAGAUCUGACAAGUACACGCCUAUCUUCCAGGUCUUCAUGGACUAUAGACAGGUUGUUCAGGAGCGGUCAUCUUGGGGCGGGUGUAAGCUCAAUGGGGAGAAGUGGAUCAACGCUGGUACGGGAUAUGACAUUGCUUUGGAGGUUACGGAGAACAUCACCACGGAUACUCUUUUGAGUAUGAGACUGCAGAAGCAGCUUUACUCUGAGGAGCACACUGGCCUUUUACUUCGAUCGUACAUGAGUGUGCUGGACUACAUGGUUCAGGGUACUAACAAGGCUGCUGAUACUGCGCCGGCGUGGUCGAAGCAUGAUCUCAAGGUUGCUCUUGAUGCGGGCAAAGCUCCCGAGUUCCAACCAAAGUGGCAGUCAACCAUCAGUCAUCACAUCGAUCAGAUCAUCCAGAACAACUCUGCCAAAAUCGCUCUCAAAGACGGUAACGGCAACGUGCUCACAUAUGAACAAAUGGGCAAGCGAGUCAACUCCAUCGCCCAAGCACUCAUCGAUGCUGGGACAACACAAGGCACAGUAGUUGGAGUCUUCCAAGAGCCCUCUUCCGAUUGGAUCUGCUCGCUUCUAGCCAUCUUCAAAGCUGGAGCAGUCUACGUUCCUCUCGAUCUGCGCAACUCCAUUCCUCGCUUGACUAGCAUCGUCAAAGCUUCUCGACCUUCUCUCAUAAUCACGGAUCACACGACUGAUGAUAAGGUUGACCUCAUUGGUGCCAAGUUUAUUACCAAGCUUCAACUAUCCAAGCUCGUCGAUCAGGAAUUCCGGGAGCCUAAUCGCGCUAGGACUGGAUCUCUUGCUGUCAUUCUCUUCACUAGUGGUUCGACUGGUGAACCAAAGGGUCUCAUGAUGACACAUACCAACCUCCUCUCCUACGCCGAGGUAUCAAGCAAGACUUUCUCCAAGCCUGAUGAAAGUCUCGUGGUGUUGCAGCAGAGCCCUUUCAGUUUUGAUUUUUCUCUUGAUCAAACCAUGGCUGCCUUGGCGAACAGUGGAUGUCUUUGCAUUGUACCAGCGAGUAAGCGAGGUGAUCCCGACGAGAUCAGCAAGAUCAUGGUCAACGAGCGGGUCACUUACACUACUGCUACACCCUCUGAGUAUGAUUUGUGGCUGCGAUACAGUACUAGCACUCUACGCCAAUGCACGUCGUGGAAGUACGCUUUCUCUGGUGGUGAAGCGAUGAGCCACAAACUUGCCCGAGAGUUCGGAACAUUGAACUUGGCGAACCUUCACAUCUUCAACGGUUAUGGACCAGCUGAGACGACAAUCCUCUCUCAUCGCAUCGACCUCAAGUACACGGAUCCUGCUCUUCCAGACUCUCUCCCCGCAGGAUACCCCAUGCCUGGUUUCUCGGUCUGCAUUGUCGAUGAGAAGAUGCGACCUGUUCCUCUUGGUGUACAGGGCGAGAUUGUCCUCGGUGGUCCAUGCAUCGUCUCUGGUUAUCUCAACAUGCCUGACUCCACAAGAGACAAGUUCCUCCCAGAUACUUUCUUUGGAACCUCUGGUAAGGUAUACCGCAGUGGAGAUCGUGGUCGUCUAUGUCACGACGGUUUGCUCUUUUGCGAUGGUCGUCUCGAAGGCAGCACCAUGAUCAAGCUUCGAGGUUUCCGUGUCGAGCUGGAUGAAGUGGAAAAAACGAUCAUCAGUCAUUCCGCCGGUGCACUCUCUCACGCAGUCGUCACGCUACGAGGCAGUGAGGAAGGUCGCUACCUAGCAGCUCAUGUUGUCUUUGCUCCCGACUUCCCAGAGCACAACCGAGAAAGCAUCAUGAAAGCUCUCCGUCAAACCCUCCCUCUCCCUCCAUACAUGCGCCCCUCCGUCUUCCAGAUCCUCGCCGACAUUCCGCGAACAGCACAUCUCAAGAUCGACAGAAAGGCUAUUCAAGAAAUGCCGGUCCAGAUCUCUGACUCCCACGACUCUGGCACUUUGACUACUGCGGAGCAAAGACUGAGUGAACUUUGGCGCCGAGUAUUACCUCUCGAUCCUGGCUCUCUCGUUCCGGAGUCUGACUUCUUCCUCAUUGGAGGAAACUCCAUUCUUUUGGUGAAGCUCCAGGCGUUGUUGAGGCAGACCUUUGAGACAGCGCCAAAGCUUGUUGCGCUCAUGGGUGCUAGUACGCUCGGCGCUAUGGCUAUUCUGCUUGAGAACUGUGGAUCUGUUGGUGUCAUCGAUUGGGACAGAGAGACUGCACUGCCAGACGAUCUCCGAGGCGCCACGGCUCUGCACCCAGUGAACAAGACCAAAGACAUCACUGUGCUUCUUACUGGCUCGGCCGGUUACCUCGGUCGUCAUAUCCUGCCAGCGCUCGCCAAGGACCCUCGAGUCGCUCGAGUCAACUGUCUAGUCCGUUCCGUGAACGACGAAAACCUGAGUACCAGCUCCAGCACCAAAGUCAGAGUCAUCGAAAGCGACGUCUCUAAGCUCAAUCUCAGCCUUUCCGACUCGACAUACUCUCGUCUUGCUGAGGAAACAGAUGUCAUCAUCCACUGCGCAGCCAACCGGUCUUUCUGGGAUAGAUACGAAGUUCUCAGACCGGAUAAUGUGGACUCUGUGAAGGAGCUAGUCAAGUUCGCCGCUGCUUCUGGUCGGUCUAUUCCGGUACACUUUUUAUCAUCUGGAGCCGUGACACAGUAUGAUGGUGAGGGAGUGACACCGCCGACUGACGGCAGUGACGGUUACGUGGCUACCAAGUGGGCUUCCGAGACUUUCUUGAGAAAUGCUACCGGUUCAAUUCGCCUUCCAGUGUAUACUCAUCGUCCUUUGGUGAGCAGUACACCAUCACAAGCCAACGCGGACCAAGCUUCAAUCGUCAACGAGCUUGUCAACAUCGUCAAGUCCCUCGGCGUCCAGCCAUCCUUUGAAGGAGUCACCGGGUCAGUGGAUGUCCUGCCAGUCGACGAUAUUGUCAAUACCAUCCAGGACGUCGUCUUGAGCUCGAGUUCUGGUGGAGAAGGAUACAACAUUGUCCAACAUGAAGCACAACAACGAGCGUUCGUGGAGGAUUUUGCAGCUGUUGUACGUGCUGACGACAGCCUGAGCAAACUUCCUAGUAUUUCAAUCUUAGAAUGGUUCGGUAGGGCGAAGAAGGCUGGCUUUUCUUAUUUCCUUGCGUCUCAGGAUUUGGUCAUGGGUUCGGGUCAAGGUCACUUGGUUUCAAGGCGUUAG